Messenger RNA from Protopolystoma xenopodis, 318 nucleotides. The record is from the annotation of a GenBank genome assembly. NCBI's taxonomy places the organism in Eukaryota, Metazoa, Platyhelminthes, Monogenea, Polystomatidea, Polystomatidae.
AUGCGGGUCACGAUGUUCCGGACGAUCUUACAAGCGCACACCGUGCUUCGGCAAAACUUACGCAGCUUUUGCCGUCAUGUGCUUUACAUAGGCUGCCGUCGGGCCAGAUCUUCUGCCUUACCCGCCUACAUGGAUGGAUGCAGUCAGGGCUCUUUUCCUCCGCGUCUCGGGCAGAUGCAAAGCGUCUGCCUGAUUCGAAAUGUUAACUGUCCCUUUUGCCUUCAAACGGGAGUCAAUUUUGACAAAUCGCUCCACGUCUCGCCAACUUGGUAUCAUACAUCUGAAUUCCCCAUCGGUCUCCCUUUUAAGCGGGCAUAG